Molecule: messenger RNA, 5005 nt
Organism: Candoia aspera
Lineage: Eukaryota; Metazoa; Chordata; Lepidosauria; Squamata; Candoiidae
Gene: PPP1R3G
Product: protein phosphatase 1 regulatory subunit 3G
Exons: 1
Coding region: 346-1383 (345 amino acids)
Biological process (GO): regulation of glycogen biosynthetic process
Cellular component (GO): protein phosphatase type 1 complex
Molecular function (GO): glycogen binding; protein phosphatase 1 binding
Source: RefSeq, a predicted model, not a curated record
UUAAAUUAUUAUUCCUUCCAUCUCCCCCCUCCCCAGGAAAGUGACGCGCGCGCUUCCCGAUUUCCGCGAGGGGCGGCUACGUGCCUUUGAGCUUGUUGCAAAUGUCUUUUUCUUACGGGUUCUUGUGGGAGGUCCCACCCCGCCCCAUCCUUCCUCGGAGGGGGAGAAGAAAGCAGAGAAAGGGGGCGCGCCCCCUCGCCCGACGGACUUUUGCCGCCCCGAGAUAAAACGACCAGCUUUGCAACCGAGCGGCGGCCCCGAGCUCUGCUUCCCACGGAGCUCCGGAGGGAAAACUGAAGUUGGCCUCUCCCGCCCGGGAGCUUGGCGUGGCGUCGGCGUCAUGCUAUGGAGAGCCGCGGCUCCGCAGUCCUGAGUUUGGGGCAACUUUUUGCUCCCUUUGGGGAGCAUCAGCCCAAGGAGGAGCCUGCCUCAGCCCCUGCAUGGCGAGAAGACGCCGAGGAGGCGGAGGCGGCGGCCAACCCCGCGCAGCACCAGCAGCAGCGGGACUGCGCGGUCGCAGCCGCCCAGGAGAAGGACGAGGAGGCGCUGCUGGAGUGGCGCCGCCGCCGCGGGCGUUCCUUCUCGCUGCCCGAGAGCCCGUCUUUGGCAGCCGCGCGGUUCUUCCCGAGAAGGCGAAUCCCGGGCGACAGCGACGGGGACGAGAAUGACGAAGACGACGAGGCGCCGUCGCCGACGGGGGGCAUCCGCGGCUGCUGCACCAAGUGCAAGAAGCGGGUGCAGUUCGCCGACUCGCUGGGCUUGUGCUUGGCCAGCGUGAAGCACUACAGCGCUGCCGAAGAGCCGCAGGUGCCUCAUGCCGUGUUGUCCCGCUUGCAGAGCUUCCCCAUGCGGCAGAGGGACUUCGAGGAGUUCACCGCCGCCCUGGCGGAGUUGGGGGGGUGCGCGGCCUCGCCUUUUUCUCGGCCGCCGCCGCCGCCGUCCCAGGUCGCGCUGCAGCUUACGCCCCAGUCUGAGGGGGCGGACGAGCAAGUCAGCGCCGAGCGGCUGCGGCGGGACCGAGUCUGCCUGGAGGAAGCGGUGGGGACGGCGCUGGCCGGGGCACCUACGGACGUGCGUGGCGUGGUGAGGGUGCUAAGUUGCCCCGGCUCCAAGGAGGUGACCGUGCGCUACACCUUUAACGAGUGGCUUUCUUUCCUGGACGUCCCCGCCCUGCCGCUCCCCGAUGGGAACCCUUCGGAUGUCUCCGCUCCGAUCGAGCGUUACCAGUUCGCUCUCUGCCUUCCUCCUGGUUUGCCAGACGGGACGGCCGUGCAUUUCGCUAUCUGCUACCGAAGCCAACAAGGGGAGUAUUGGGACAACAACGGCGGGGCCAACUAUACCCUCCGCGAUUGCAGCUCCGAGAAGCCCGCAACUUCCCUGUGAUGAGACUUGGGAGGUGAUGGCGACCGCGACGUGGGAGCCUACCACCUUUUGUGGGAGCCUGAAAUUGCUCCAGAAACCAGCCUAACUUACCUUGCAUUACAGCCUUCUGGAGUCCUACAGCACAGCAUCCUAAAUGCUGGACCCACGACCUUUUCGUCCUUCUAGCGGCCCAAGCGCUGGAGAUAGCCAGCGUACCUUCGCACUUUAGCCUUCCUGCCUCCAGCCUCGCAAGCCAUGCGGGCUUCAAGUUGGAUCGAACAGGCAGCCCGAUGGGAGAAUCGUGGUCCGGCUUAGGAGAGAGAAGUGUGCAUCGUAGAAAAGUAGAGUGUAUUGUUACAGGAAUCCUGAAUAUUUCUGGAACUUUUGGCCAGGAACAGGAAUGCCUCUAACAGGAAGACUCUUAUUAGAUAACUGAUCUGUUGAGGUCUCCUUUGCAGCAGGCGUGUGUGAGCGAGUGGGGAUAUAUCCGCCUUUUUGUAUGGAAAAGAGAGAAUGAACUGCCAUGGGAUUGGAACCUUGUCCCCUUCAAAGCCAUCUGUGAUUUGGGCUCCUUCCUGUUUUAAGUAGUGACUUCUAAAAAGCCUAGAAGAAUGCUGCAAAAAUUCAGAAGCUUCUCUGGGAACAGGAUAAAUAAAGCGAUGAAGAAUAUGGGGUUUUUUGUUUGUUUGAAUGGGGUUUUCCCCUCUCAGUUGACUGUUGUGCCUUAGAACAAAGCUUCUUUAUAAUUGCAGCUAUGGAAUUAUAAUGUUAUGUUUGCAUUCUAUAAGGGAUGACUACUCAUUUUUACUGUAAGCAAUGGAGAGGUAUGUUGGAAACACAAGAUUACUUAAAAAUCUUAGCAGGAAUUGAUCAGGUCUUGAAGAAAGGAUGCUUGGUUUGCAUUGAAAAUUUUAAUCUCUGCUCCAAUUAUCCAGGAGCCACAUGUCUUAAGAGCAAUACAUACAGCAUUUUGGGAUCUGUGUAAGGUAUGAACUAAGUAUGAGUGAGAACUCAAAUUUGGAUGAUAUAGCCAUUUAUUAGUAUCUUGACUCUUGUAUAUGCCUAGAGGGUGACCAAAGGAAAAGGGAGAUAUAGUAGAAAUUUCCUAUCUAACUGCAAGUUGCAUUUUCCCCCCAUUGAAAUGUCCUCUUUUACAAAAUUAUUACAAGUAAACAAUAUCUACCCUCUUGGAUCUUUGGCUGUUAUAUUAGCUAGCCAUGAAUAGUGAGAAGUACAGGUACAGCUAACAUGAUUUUCUGAAUCGCUUGCUUUGUUCUUUAAAAAACGUAUUUUUUGUCCCUGAAUCAUCCCAUGUUGGGGCUUGAAGAGUUCGCUGACAAUAAUGGAUGGAGGGCACAACAUUUUAUCUCUCAUAAUGUGAUGUGUUUCGCCUCAUGUGGCUUUUCUGCCACAAAUGGUUUAUUAAAUUAGCUCUAACUUUACCAUAAUUCAACCUCCCGGGGCAGCUGUUACAAAAUGCAAUAAUUCUGGAAGAUUUGCUGCUGAAUUACAAUUCUGGAGGAACAGUUCAGUAAAUUGUUUAUUAGUUAAUUAGUUUCUUCCAGACUUCCUCAACCUAAGUGAUCUAAAAAGCCUAUUUAGCAAUCAAGCUGAAUUAAGGUCUCCUUAAUAUCGUUCCCUUCAUACGUAACUUAAGACAAAUAGAUUAUUUGCCUUUCAAGGGCAAAACUGCAGAUGUAUAUGAUACAUUCUAGAUGUGUUGGAUUUCAGUUUACAGAAUCCCUAACAAGUACAGCCUGCAGCCUAGGAAUUCAGAAUGUUGAAAUCUAAUGCAUAUGAAGAGUUCCAGUUAGAAAAGGCUAGGGUAUGCUUCCAAAAAUACUUUUGGAAUGUUGGGAUCUUUCUUAAUUAGCAUUCUGAGCUUCUUUGAGAGAACAAUGCAAACCUUGGAACCGUAAGAGACGUGACUGAUGCUUUGGUAGUAUGAGGUAACUGAUUUUAUCUUAUGGGUGUUUCCGUGACAGAGAAAUACUAUACAAUUAAAUGCCGUAGCUAUUUAAUAGAGAGGGUGAAGGGAGUUAUAAGAGAAGAUAAACUUUUAAACUAUGCACGGUUAUUCAUGUUUUGCAGUUGUAGCAUACUGUAAUUAUAUCUUUUAUUAGGAAGACCCCAUAGUUUAUGUUUUUUAAGGAGACGGGAGUACUUAAGAUUUUUUAAGGAAAUGUUUGCCAGGAGUUCACAGUUGAUGCCAUAAUACUGGAAGAGGUGUAAACAUGAGUCUAGGUGCCUUGGCCAGGCAUGGCUUCCAAACAGGUAUUUUGCAUGUUUGCAGAUGGGGGUGGGGGUCCCCUUCAUAUGCUAUAGUAUUCCUGUAAAGAAGAUAGAACAAGCUUGUGUGUGUGUGCAUGCGUGCGCGUGUGUGCGUGCAGCAGUCCUGAGUUUUCUGGCUGCUGGCUGAUCAACAGGUAUUUAGAACACAAUCAUUAUGAAUAUGCCUUCUUUUUCUAAAGUUGGGUAUUGUUUUAAAAUUUCAUGGUGCUCCUAAUAAUUGUUUUGCUUAAAGCACAGACUGACAGAAUUAUGUAUUAAUCUUGGACUCAGCAAAUGAAUAGUGGGACAAAGCUUGGACUAUAAUUGAAAUUUAUAUGCUACAGAGCCAGUAUGGCAAGAGGCACACUGACUUGUAGCAUUUCAAUUUUUUUUAAAAAAAGAUUGCUUCCUGCAGCUGAAAUAGUACAUGUAUUCGUUCAGUGUGCAGGAAAAAUUCAUUAUAGUCACUUUAAAAAGAUGCUGUAUUAUAAAUGCACAAAGUCCUGUAGAGUUUAUUAUUUUGUCUUCAAUGUGGUUUCCAAAAUGUUUUAAAUAUUGCAACUGAAAAAGUUGAAAAACAGAAAAAACCUAUUCCUUUUGGAAUAGAGAAAACUUGAUACUGUGCCACAGAGUUAGUAGUGAGUCAUAACUCAUUUCCAACAUAAACUCUGUUGCCACUACUGCCUUAAGUGGCAAGAGCCUAUUAGGAAGCCAAGCCAGUUUAUAUCUUCCUUGAAAUAAUUAUACAUGUGAGAAGGACAGUAGAAAAUAGGUGGAAAUAUGUGGCAGAAUACAACUUCUUAAUAGCUAAGCUUUGAACAGGCACUUUGGGAAAUGAAAAAUAAAGCAGAGCUUAAUUCUUACCAUUUCAAACAUAUAAACAGAGCCAUUUUCUCUUAAUUUUUUUCCCAAAUUUGAAAGCAGGUAUUCAGAGGGGUGAACAGAUAUUAUGGCAAGUAUGUUAAGCUAUGUGGUAUCUAAACAAGAUCAUUCACAGCAGGAGAUGGGAAAAAAAUUGACAAAACACCAUGUGCCUUCUUAGCAAAAGCCAGUAAGAACUGGUUUUGCCAGAAUGUAGAAAACAUUCCUCCUGGGCAUAGUCUUGAUGAAAAGAAAUUCAUAAGAUACUAACAGAUCGUUUUGAGAUCUUUGGUUCCUGUGAAAUAUGUUAAAUCUGUGAACUGUGUUCAGUGUGUAAAUGAUUCUAGUCUCCUGUCAGAGCAAUGCCAAACACGUUCCUAGUGCUUUUAUGGAGGCAAAUGGGGAGAGAACAUUGGAUUGGGUAAGAGUUUCUUUAAAUAUGCACCAGGGACGCACUAAGCAAAUACUGUCAACCAUUAAAAAAAUAAAAUGCUUUUCCAUAUGAAUGAUA